CACAACAACAAUUUUAUAAAAAUCAUUUCAUAUCGAAAAUUAAUGGUUUCAUAUAAAAACUUAAAAGGCUAUAAAAAGGACUUUCACAAUUCUUAGGAAGUAAAUUCUUUAUCAACAGCUUUUUUGAUAUAAAAUGCUAACCUAAAAGGGACCAAUUACUAAACAACAGGUACCACAACAGCACUGAAUACACAAUCUAGAGAAAUAAAUAUAAUUGAUUUGAUGUCAACUGUUCGAAUAAUUAAAUUAAUUGAUAAAAUUCGAACAUAUAAUCUAUAUUUGCUGAAUAUAUGAAAAAUGUCAUCUCGUAAAACACUAACUCUAACAGGGGCGAAGUCGGAUAACGGACCAGCAAUAUCCUCAACAAUAACAAACACAACUGAAACAGAUAAUGCAAUAAUGGGUUCCAAUUUGACUGCUGUAACUGAAAUUUCUAAAAUUGAGUCAGAAUCUGUCGCAACUCCUACAAUCAAAGAGUUUUCAAAAUCUGAAUCUAAAAGUCCAAAUGAACUAAAACGUGUAACUAGAAAUUCGCCUUCAUUACUAACGUCUCCAAAUAGUAAAAAAGAACACCGAACAGAUGACUCGGAACAUAGUGAAAGUGAAGAUGGCACUUGUACUCUAGCACCGAAAAAGUUAUCACAAAUACGUGGUCGUAAACCACUCAAGGAAACAAAAGAGUCCAAAGAAGUAAAAGAAAGCAAAGAUGACAAAGAAGUCAAAAAUGACAAAGAAUGCCCAGAAAGUAAUAUAGAACUAAAAGACAAUAGCAUAGAGAAAGAAAAGACCAUACAGGAAAAUUGUACAGAAAAAGAAAUCAAAGAAAAUAAGGAUUCCAAAAGCAAUAAACAUGUUGAUAUAAAAAAUCCUGAAGACUUAAAAAAUACGGAAGCUAAUAACGUAGAUGAUUUGAAAAAAUGUAAUGAUAAAGAACUAGAAAUAAAAGACUCAAAAGAAGAUAAGGAACAAAGAGUGCAAAGAGAUUCAUCAGCCAAAUCAAAAGAUGCGGAUGAAACCAAAAAUAAAGAUAAAGAUAAUGUAGUUAAGGAAAAAGAAUCGAAAGAAUUAAAGAUCGUAAAAGAUAUUAAAGAAAAACACGUUAAAGACUCAAAAGAACAAAAGGAAGUACCAAGUAAUUCCUCGACUGCAGCAAGUGCGGUGGCAACACAAAGUAUUCAGCCGUCUUCGUCUAGCAGCAAUGGAGCCAAAACAAUUGCACAUUCCACUAAUAGACUUACACGGAAGGCCUUUGCAGAAGAAAAAGCCUUACAAACUCGUAUCACACGAAAUCGUAUACUGGGCAAUAAUAGUACUAGUACACCACUUAGGUUAGCACGACCUUACCGCCGAAAAAUAAAUAAAAUGCCUGCACCUAUAGUAGAACCUGCUAGCAAACGUAAACGUUCCAUAGAAGAUGCUUCGUCCGUUGAACCUGGAGCAAAAUAUAUUAAAGUAGAAGUGAAAGAUGAUACAGAAACUAUUGAAGAAGAUUGUACACUAAAUACUCCAGUUAACGAUUUAGACAAUGUCAAAAUUAAACAAGAAAUUAUUGAAAGUGAUGAAUCUUCAGUAAGUACCAGCUCCACACGCGGUCGUGGACGAAGUCGUAAAGCACAAUCUUCACGCGUCAGCUUUUCACCUAGUUUACGUGCCACUCGUCAAUCAAAAAUGGCUUCAACGUCACCCUCACCUUCAACUUCUAGCACAGCUAGUGAACCAAAGAAAAGAAGAGUGACUACACAUGGUACAACAAUGACAAGAAGUUCAUCUGCAAGUUUAUUAAAGGAUGCAGUGUCUAUCACUUGUCAUCCACCUGAUGAAGAUUCUAAAGACAGUUUAGCUUCUUCCAUUGAUGAUAUUGUUUUGGCAAAUAUAAAACGUGAAAAAAUACUACAUGAAUCUGAAGAUGGUGAUUAUGAAUCAUAUGAGAAAAGCUCUGCUAUUGUAACUGAAAAAAUGGAUACAGGAUGUGAACAGGAUAUAACUUUACCGCUUUCAGUUCUGGUUAAUGCCGAUACAUCGACAAAAAUAUCUGUUUUGAAUGAUAAUACAAAAAUGGCUGAAACAACCUCUGCAAAAGAUGAAACAAAUGCCAGCAGUGAAGGUUCAGAAAAAUCGGCAUCUCUGAGCCCUGAUAUGGUCUGUGAACGUUUAAGUGCUAUCAGUGUUAAACAGUUUUAUAAGAAACCAGAAUUCCUUGAAAAUAAUUUAGGCAUUGAAAAAGAUCCUCAGCUUAGUGAAAUUUUACAAAAAGUAAACACAGAGAAGGAAAAUAAGAUUGAGAAAGAAAUUCCUAAGGAAAUAACAAACAAUAUUGAAAACGAUAAUAAUGUUGAAAUGGAUAACAAUACUGAAAAGGAUAUUAAUAUUGAAAAAGAUAUUAAUAUUGAGAAGGAUAAUAAUAUUAAAAAGGAUAAUAAUAUUGAAAAGGAUAAUAAUAUUGAAAAGGAAUACAAUAUUGAGAAGAAAGACAAUAUUGAGAAGAAAACUAAUAUCAAGAAGGUUAACAAUAUUGAAAAAGAAAAUAGUAUUGAAAAGGGAAUAAAUGUAGAAAAGGAAAGUAAUAUUAAAAAUUUAACUGAUUGCGAAAAUCUUAAUAAUAUUGAAAAGGAAAAUAAUAUUGAGAAGGAAACUGAUAAAUUAUUUAACACUGAGAAAGAUGUAAUUUUUCAUGAAAUUGAACACAACGAUUUUAAUGAUGCAGUAAAAAUAGACGUACGGGUUGAAGAUAAUGAUGAUCGAAAGUCUUUAAAGCAAGAUGAUGAUUGCAGUUUCAGUACUGGAAAUAUAUCGCCGUUGGUAAUUGAUGAUGAAGAUACAAAUAUGGAAGAAACGGAUGAUAUGGAAAAGCUUGCAAUUAACGAUUCAGACAAUGAUGACGAUAUUACGAUUGCAGAAAGUGAAUCUAUUUCAAUGGAAAAUAAUCCAUCAAUAGAUGAAAAUACGACUGAAGAUCAGGAUGAUAUAGAUAAAGACCUAAACUUGAUUGCAAAAGAUAUCGAUGAUGAUGAUAAGGGCGAAAUUAACGAAGUUGAAAAAAUUGAAAAUGAUAAAUGUGAUAAUGAAAAAGCCAAGCUUGAAACUACAACUGUGUCCGAAAUACCUGAACAUAAGAAUGUAAAAUUAAUAACUAUGAGUAUAGAUGACCAGAGCAAUAGUGAAGAUAAAAAAUCAGAGCUAAAAAAUUUAUUCAACGACAUCGCAGAAGGUGAUAAAGUUAUUAAAAUCGAACAACAAAAAAAUAAAGAAGAAACUGCCAAUGAUAUUCAAGUUCGUAAAUUAUCAACAGAAAAUAAAGAAAACUUAGCAGACACUGUUGAACAAAAAAUUACUGAGGAAAAUGCUGAAAAGGUCAUUAAAGAUGAUAUUGGUACUUCUAAUGAAGAGAACAAAGAAAAUAUGGUGACUGCAGAAGAAAUGGAAGAUAAUGCCGAAUCUACAAAAAUCAAAGAUGAGAAAAAUCAUUGUGAGAAAUUAGAAGAAUUAGAAGACAACAAAGAUGAGGAAAUGGUGGAAUUAAUUAUAGAGGAAGAAAAAAUGGAUACUGAUGAAAAGGAUAUCAAAAAAGAUGAGAAUAAUAUUGAUAGUCAGGAAGAUUAUAAAGUAAUCAAUAGAGAUGAAGAUUCGGUGUCGGUAAAAUCAGUGCACUCAUCUGAUGCAUCUUGGGUAACAGUUGAAUUGGAUAAUGUUGAAGAGGCACGUCAAAAAGAACAACAUUUUCAAAAACUUGGUCUAGUAAGUCAUAAAACCGCUUAUCAGUUACAUCAACAUCAACAAGAGAAAAAAAGAAUACAAAAUUCAGUGGCUGCUGUUGAAGCUUCCCGAAAAAUACAGCUAAACAAACGAAAUGGAAAAACUGCAGCAGCUACUACAUCUCAAGAGUAUACAGGUACACUAAAAACUGUUAUCAAACUGAACCGCAGUGCAAGUACGAACAAUGGACGUAAAACACAUAAUCAGCAGGCAAAUAAAGAUUCAACGAAUGGAGGCAGUGGUAUACGUAGGCAAUCACUUAAAAUGACAUUCCAAAAAGGACGAGCGCGAACACAUGGAAAUAAUGAUCGUUUAGUUGAUUCUCAAUCUUAUACAGAGGAUUCAUAUUAUACUAUACAAAAUGAGAACGAAGGUGCGAACAACAAAACAACUAAUUUAAAUACGCAGAAUUCAAAUAUUUAUUCGCAUGGUAGAAAAUCAUACAAUCGAUCUAACACUACUAGCCAUACCAACACUACAGCCAAUUCGGCUACAAUUGAUUCGUCACAUUCAGAAGGAAAUGAUUUUCAUGCUUCUGUAGUCAAUAAAAAAGAUGAAAAAGAAGAAAUACUCAUACCAGAAAAAGCAUCAUCAUUUAAAUUUCAUCCCGGCCGUUUAUGUGAAGAUCAAUGUUACUAUUGUAGUGGAAAAUUUGGUUUAUAUGAUACUCCAUGUCAUGUUGGUCAAAUAAAAUCAGUCGAACGUCAACAAAAAAUACUAGCAAAUGAAGAAAAACUUACCGUUGAUAAUUGCUUAUGUGAUGCAUGUUUCCGACACGUAGAUAGACGUGCUAAUGUUCAGUUGAAUAAAAAACGUCUUUCUGCACCUGGUCAUUUGGAAACAAAUACAACAACUGCUCACACUUUAAGUACAAAUACUGCAGAGGGUGGAGAUGAUAUUGAUCUUGAUGUAACGAUUAGAAAAUGUGUUGUACCAGAAUGUGUCAAUCCAGCAGCACACUCGUUAAGACGAAAAUGUAUACGUAAAAGUGUCAAAAAAUUCUUGCUUAACUUUGAUAUGCCUACUGGAGCUUCGUUAGUUUGGCUUUGCCAGACUCACUAUGAUACGGUUAUAUUAUGCUCUGGUUGUGUAUUGUGUAAAAGACGUUUGGCUAAAAAUCAUAUGUAUCACAUUACUUCUGACACUGACCGUUUAGAAACCGCACUAUCAGAAAUGGGUAUACCUGUGCAAUUGGGCAUCGGCACAGCUGUAUGUAAACUAUGCCGUUAUUUUGCUAAUCUAUUAAUGAAACCACCAGAUAGUACUAAAUCACAGAAAGCAGAAUUUGUUCAAAAUUAUCGGAAAAGGCUUCUUGAGUUUCAUAAUAUACAUGAUGGCAGUAAUGAAGUGUCUGAAAUAGAUGAGGACAAUGUUAAUACCAACAAAAAAAUGGAGAAACAAAAGAGUCCACAUAAAAAGAAGAAGAAGGAUAAAACUGCUGAAAGUAAGGAAUUAUUAUCACCAACUGGUUCAACAGGUUCAUCUGUUCAAUGUUUGAGUGAAGCAGUUGAUACCGUUGAUGAAACUCUCACAAAAACACAUAAAUUAACAGAAGAAGGAGAUGAAGUUGAGAUUGCUUAUGAAGCACCAAAUGCCACAACGGAUUCCAAUUCUUCAAGUUCACCAGCUUCGCUAAGUAAUACUGAUAAACCUGUUUCGAAAUUGCAAGCAAUUUUACAAAGCACGAAUGCAGCUGGUAGCUCAAAUCAAUCAUCAACUUCACCUGAUAUUUCAAAUGUUUUGCGCGGAAAUCCAAAUAUUUCGAUGCGUGAGUUGUUUCCAGGUGAAGAGGAUCUUGGACUUAAUUUCAAAGCACCUUUUGGUUGCAGUGGAAGCCAACGUACACCAGAAGGUUGGACACGUGUACAAACUUUUCUUCAAUAUGAUGAGCCAACUCGACGUCUGUGGGAAGAAUUGCAAAAACCAUAUGGUAACCAAAGUUCUUUUUUACGCCAUUUAAUACUAUUGGAAAAAUAUUAUCGCAAUGGUGAUUUGCUUUUAUCCCCUAAUGCGUCUUCAAAUGCUAGUGUUUACACGCGACAAGUGAGACAACGUCUUACCUCUUAUGACUUUGGACAUUGUGGUGGUUUACUUACUUCCAAACCCGCUGAAAAAGAAGCAAAUUCAAUUCCUACACUAGAAAUACAAGAUGACGAUGAGGAACAGGCGGAAGAAAUUAAACAAAAUCAAAAUAAAUCAAACGAGAAAACACAAAAUUCUGCAAAUCGUUCACCAAUUUUAUGUGAAAAAUUACUUGCUGAGAAACCCUCUAUAGAGAAAUUUUCUAAGCAAUUAAAUAAUGCAGUAACAAUAAUUGCACGUCCCAAAGAGACCAUAUCGAAAAUAGGUGAGAGCUUACCACAAAAAUCUUUGUUAAAAGAAAGAGAAAAUACUUCUAAGGAAACAAAUGCAAGUACUACAAAUACAUCUAGUAACGUGACAAUUACUACUGCUACAGCUAUGAAUAAUGCUAAUACAGGAAGUAACAGUCGUAGCAUAUUGAAGGCUAAUCUCUUGGGUAUAAAUAAAUCAGUUGAAAUUUUACCAAUAUCAAGCUCAAGCAAUAUUGCACCCAAAGCUACAAAUGCUACUGUUACUACCGGUACUACAUCAAAACAACAAAAAAUAUUAGAAGUGGCAAAUAAGUUACUUGAAAGUCAAGAAGAAAACGCAUUAAAAUCCCAACAAGCGGCUGGAGCUUCACUAUUAACGUCUCCACCUGAACUUGUGCGUUUGCAACGACGUCCCUUAGCAACUGGUAGUGGCAUAUCAAUUAAACAAGCGCCACCUACAAAUACCAACAAUUCUUCAGCAUCAUUGUUAAACAACAAACGCACACAUUUAUUGAACAAUAAUAACACACACCAACACAGAAUUGUAAAAUUACCAGAUACACUUACACCGCAGGAGCGUCAACAAUGUAAAAGCUGGCGACCGACACUUAUGCCUGUUGAAGAAAAUCAGCAUAAAUUAAGCAAAAAUGGACCAUUUUAUCAAACAGCCGAUGGACGCAAAUUACCAUCACUUGUACAAGUACAAUCUGGGGGUAAACCGUUCCUUAUCUCCAUAUUUGACUACAAUCGUAUGUGCAUCUUAAGACGUGAGAAAUUGUUACGUGAUCAAAUGCUAAAACAAACUGCCAAAAAUCGACAGGAACAAAAAUUGCAACAACAGCAGCAACAACAACAGCAACAACAACAACAUCAGCAACAGCAACAACAACAACAGCAUUUACAUAAAAAUCCAAGUUCUACUGCAACUAGCGGCGGUAGUAAUGCUAGCAGUCUUAAUAAAAAUUCUAUAACAUCAAAGCAAAUAGCACAUCAACAGUUAAUGCAAUUGCAAUUCAUACAAUAUCAACAAAACCAACAAAAACAGCAGCAACAACAACAAGCGGCGGCUGCUAUGAAGGCAGCAACACGCUAUCAAACCAUUGCACCAAAACCAUCUAUAAGUAAUAGUGCAACAACAUCAGCACCGAGUUCUGUAAAUAAUAAUAUUGCAAGUAAUUAUGGUGGUGGCCCACCAAUGAUGUCUAUGCUUACGAAUCCUGGUUCAACUGCAAGUCAAGCUAUGUCGUACGGUACUGCUUCUUGGCUAUGGAAUAAUUUUCCAGAUUCCAAUCAAUUAAUGUUAAAUGCUGCAGCAGCACGUAAAUUACCAACUCUAUUAUCUAAGCCAAAUGUGACGGAAAGUACACCAACUGCAACUAUUACAUCAAAGCAGCAACAACAGCAGCAGCAGCAACAACAACAACACCAAUUAGUACUAGACAACACACUCAUGUCAAAAAUACCCAAAAGCCUAACCGUAAUACCGCAACACAAAUUGAUGGCUAGCAGUUCCGGCACUGCGGGAAAUAGCAAUGUUGGCGGUGGUAACAACAUGAAGGAGUGAUGAUUAAAUUGUUACUGGCUUGUUAAACGCAGAAGGCGCAGGAAAACGUCGCAAUUGAAACGUAUUUAAAAACUUUAAAGGAACAAAUAUAAAAAAAA
Molecule: messenger RNA, 7748 nt
Organism: Teleopsis dalmanni
Lineage: Eukaryota; Metazoa; Arthropoda; Insecta; Diptera; Diopsidae
Gene: east
Exons: 8
Coding region: 298-7650 (2450 amino acids)
Source: RefSeq, a predicted model, not a curated record